ACUGCGCCUGCGUUAAUGGGUUGGAAGUUGGCGGCCUUUGAUGUUUGUGGGUUUGGAGAGUUAGGAAAGUGACAGGUCGGCAGUUGGGCGGAUUUUUGAGGCACGGUAUGACUAGAAAAAGGAAAGAAAGGGGCGUUCGUAGACGGGAACAAUACGGACAGUAACAAUCUCACGAUUGUUGAAAGUAUCGACGGAGUUAUUUCUCCUGGAAGGGACAGGUAACAAGGCAUCUGUCUUCUGGCAUGGAACAGAAUCCAGAACAAUUUUUUGGAACAAGAAUUGAUGAGUCUUCACUGAUUGAAGGAGUAAGCAACCAAGUACUUCUGACAUUAGCUAUCACCAUUACAAUGUUGGGUGGUUUGGCAACAUUCCUGUAUAGAACUGAGCACCAGAACAUCCAUCCUGACAAUCAAGAACGUGUGAGGGAGCUCCGUCAGCACCUCCAAGCUGAGGCUUUAAGUUAUCAGGAUGGAUUUGAAAGAGAUAGACAGCAAUUCUACACAGAUUUGUCCUGUCCAGUCUGUUUACAGCAAGCUGCGUUUCCUGUUGAAACCAACUGUGGUCACCUAUUCUGUGGUUCCUGUAUUGUUGCAUACUGGACUUAUGGCACGUGGUUGGGAGCAGUUAAUUGUCCCAUCUGCAGACAAAUGGUUACAUUGUUAUUCCCAUUGUUCCCGGUGAAUGAUGAGCAGCAAGAGUCUCUGCAGGUCACUCAAAAUAUAAAUGAUUAUAACAGAAGAUUUUCUGGUCAGCCCAGAUCUUUUAUAGAUCGUAUAUUGGAUGUUCCCACACUACUGCGUCAUGCCUUCGCAGAACUGUUUUCAAUCAGCGGCCUGUUCUGGAUGUUCCGAAUACGAAUUUUCCUCUGUCUGGCUGGUGCCUUAUUCUAUUUAGCAUCACCGCUGGACUUUAUUCCUGAAGCAUUUUUUGGAAUUCUGGGUUUUCUGGAUGACCUAUUUGUUAUUUUUCUACUCCUCAUCUAUAUUUCUAUCAUGUAUCGAGAAGCGGUAACACAAAGAUUGAAUAGAUGAAUUAAUAUUCCUAAAACAAGAGAAACCUGACUGAAAUGAAGUUAAAUGUGCACGGUUUCCUGGAAAUUAAAUUGUUACAUCUUGCUGGCCUGGUCAGAAGCUUUUGCAAACUAUGAACUUCAGCAAACUCCACAUUAACAAUAGCCAAGAAAAAUGCAAAUCUUAAAUUUGCAGUUCCAGCAUUUGUUUGUCAAUUGAUGCAAUUCAAACUGAAAUGAGUCAGGAAAUGCUUGUCUCUUUUUAUUGCAUAACUUUUUAAAGAGUUAAAAUUUGAAUUAUUGUAGAUUGAGUAAGCUUCAUUGAGUUGAAAUCUAUAUGGUGUAAUUGAGAUGUUAAAUUUGAAGACAGUCAGAUAUAGGAUUUUGUAAAUGCAAGUUUUGGUUGUUUAAAUGAAAACUGCAACAAUGGUAAAUCAUGAGGCUAGAUUAUGUGCUUUUGAGUUAGGUUUCUCUUGUUGAUUUGCACUUCGUAUAAAAAUGUAGAGGAAAAUUGAAAAUGUCCAUUGUGUGUGUACUUAGGAGUUUAAGGACCAGAGCCUAUUGUAAAUAGAAUGCAGGGAUUUUCUACCUGCAUAUUAUCUAUGCUAAAAACAUUUAUUUGAUAUUGGAAAGAUUUUGAAUUCCCAGUAUAUAACAAAAUGUGAACAAAUUAUUCCUUUUCAUUAAAAAUCUUUGGAUGCCUUGUUUGUAAUGCCACUUGAUCGGCACCCCAUCCAUCACUCACAUUUCUUCUCCUACCUGCUCAGCCUGGUUAGAAGAUGCAUUGCAAAAACUUGCCAAAGCUCCUUUGAUCUCUGUCAUCUAGAAGGGCAAGGGCAACAAGUGCAUGGAAACUCACCGCCUCUAAGUUCCCCUUCAAGUUGCACACCAUUCUUAUUUGGAAAUGGAUCACUCUUCCUUCUCUGUAGGUGGACCAAACUCCUGGAACAUUCUACCUAACAACUCACAGAAGUUCCUUUAGCGUGCAGUCGGCAGCAUUUCACAAAGACAGCUCACAACCUCCUCCUCAAGGCUCAUUAGGAAUGGAUAACAACUUCUGGCCUUGCCACAAAUGCUGAGAAUGCAUAAAUAUAUUAAGUUAAUUGAUGAUACUUCAUUCAUUUGCCUGAUCACCAUCUUCAUAAGUUUAAAAUCACUGAGGCACGUGGAUGAUUGCUGAUUAACUUAACGCUGAAAUAUUUAAAAUGGUGAGGUUGAAAUGAUUAUGGAAUUGAAUAGAAAAGAAGUGGCAAAGUAGACUGGAAUGCUUACAUAUUUUAGUCAGCCCAUUGGGAUAGACUCAUUCUUUCACACUUCCCAAUUUAAACUGGGUGCUAUGGAUCAGGUGUUUUUGCCCGGGGAACCAAUUGAAGAAAUAUUGGAAGUAAUUAUAAAGCCCCUGGUGGUUUGUUUUGGUCAGCAUUGUUCAAACUGAACUGUGUAGAAUGCUUUGUGAUUGAGAGAGCUACAGUUGUGUUUACUAUCACUCUAAGAAAGAGCAAGAAAUGUGCCAAUGUUAUCGACAACCAUGAGCUACAACCAUUUAAAUGAAAAUGUGAUUUUGAUGCCAGAUGAAUAUGCGAUUUAGCAUUCCUGGGGGUGGGGCGGGAGGUGGGUGGGCUUCCAGGAUUAAAUAGUUUUCCAUUCAGUUGUAUUUAGGUGCUUACUUGGAGCUGGAUUAGUCAAAAAUGAAUUCUAUUACCCUGCUAUCCUCUUUGUUUGAACUUUUUGCUUUCAAAUGCAAUAAUCUCUAGCUCAAUAAAGGUUUAAACUAUUAACUGUUAAAGAUGUUUGAAUAAAGAUAAAGGAUAAAAAUG
Messenger RNA from Rhincodon typus (whale shark), 2826 nucleotides. It is a transcript of the gene rnf170, whose product is annotated as ring finger protein 170. Gene Ontology annotation, molecular function: ubiquitin protein ligase activity. Bases 243 to 1031 code for a protein of 262 amino acids. The record is from RefSeq and is a predicted model, not a curated record. The transcript is spliced from 7 exons. Lineage: Eukaryota; Metazoa; Chordata; Chondrichthyes; Orectolobiformes; Rhincodontidae.